AUGUUAGCUGACUACGCCUGGGGCGCGAGCGCGUCAACGUCAUUUCCGUCACUUCACUUCUUCAGUUUUCUGCUAUUCUUUGGAAGGCAACAAACAUGCUGUCGUCGCGUGGUUCUCGCAGUGCUCGAACAACUGCCCAGCAAUACGAGAUUAUGGCCCGAUGCAUGCAAUCCAACGAUAAUUUAUUCCGAGGGGUAUUUUCGUCCAGAUAUACUUGUCAAGAUUGGGACCGAGAGGGAAGACUUAGCGGCCAGGCUGAAUGCUGUUGGAGGUGCCGUGAAAACUGUGCCGAAGUGGCGGAAGACAUGGCAGGACUGGAGGUCCUACGUAAAAGCUAAAGCUGCACGGAUCCGCGCUUGGCAGAACAGAAUUGGGGGCGGUCCGCCCUGCACUGAGAGGUUAACCGAUGCAGAAGAAAUUCUUGUUAGCCUCAUGGGAGACGUAUGCAUUGUGGGUGUCGCUACCACCCCAGAGGCUGGAAUUUCCCUGAUGGCCAAUGCUCUACCUGAACAACAGCCACCCGCUGCUGACCAUUUGGAGACAAACUGCGACGACGCAGUAAACGAGGGGCAGAAUGCAAUCGAGCAGUCGUCACAAGCAAUACAGAUAGCUUCUCAGGUGGAAGAGACUGAUACAGCAACAGCUCCCGACGAUGCUGCUGAUAUGAAUGCGUCGCAAGAUGGUGAACGACAGAUGUCACCGGAGGUGACUCAAGAACCCAGACACAGGAGGCGGAGCAGAAUAAGGGCCAUUAGACAGCAGUACCAGAAUGAAGUCGGCCAGAGCUUCCUAUCCCUUCAGACCAAACAACAAGAGCAGCUGGGCCGUAUAUACGGCUCGUUGACAGAACUUGUAAACGCGGUCAAUAGGGUCGCCGCCGCAGAGGAGCAACAAACUAUUGCUCUUCAAGAAAUUAUUGGACUCCUUACUGUAAGCACACAUUUAUUUUUGUACGCACUUUGGGUGCGAAGCAUACAAAACCUUUAGACUUCAUAAAGCAAUAUCACACUGCG
Messenger RNA from Ornithodoros turicata, 1013 nucleotides. RefSeq lists its product as uncharacterized. Bases 1 to 987 code for a protein of 328 amino acids. The transcript has 4 exons. The record is from RefSeq and is a predicted model, not a curated record. NCBI's taxonomy places the organism in Eukaryota, Metazoa, Arthropoda, Arachnida, Ixodida, Argasidae.